Molecule: messenger RNA, 670 nt
Organism: Onychomys torridus (southern grasshopper mouse)
Lineage: Eukaryota; Metazoa; Chordata; Mammalia; Rodentia; Cricetidae
Gene: Myct1
Product: MYC target 1
Exons: 2
Coding region: 105-668 (187 amino acids)
Cellular component (GO): nucleoplasm
Source: RefSeq, a predicted model, not a curated record
UGUGGGGUGGCGUGAAAAUUAUUUUUCUCUUGCUGAACCACAAAGGCAUAGAAUCAAACUGCUUGUUUUGGACACACUGGCUUCUUCUUUUUCUUGUGGACAUUAUGGCUAAUAACACAACGAGUUUAGGGAGCCCAUGGCCAGAAAACUUUUGGGAGGACCUUAUAAUGUCAUUCACUGUCUCGGUGGCGAUUGGGCUCGCAAUCGGAGGAUUUCUCUGGGCGCUCUUUGUUUUCCUGUCUCGAAGAAGAAGAGCUAGCGCUCCCAUCUCACAGUGGAGUCCCACCAGGCGACCCAGGUCCUACAACCAGGGCCUCAGCCGAACUGGAUUCUACCGCCACAGUGGUUGUGAGCGUCGAAGCAACCUCAGCCUGGCCAGUCUCACCUUCCAGAGACAAGCUUCCAUGGAGCUGGCAAAUUCCUUCCCCAGGAAAUCAAGCUUCAGGGCUUCAACUUUCCAUCCCUUCCUGCAAUGCCCACCACUUCCGGUGGAAACUGAGAGUCAGCUGAUGACCCUGCCUGCCUCCACCACCCCAUCUGCCAUCAGCACGGUGCACAAUCUGAGCCGGCCUGACUUCCGCUGGUCCAGCAACAGCUUGCGAAUGGGCCUUUCCCCACCACCCCCACCUGCCUAUGAGUCCAUCAUCAAGGCAUUUCCCGAUUCCUGAGU